Polychytrium aggregatum is the source of this 1604-nucleotide messenger RNA. Its product is annotated as kinase-like domain-containing protein. Gene Ontology annotation, molecular function: ATP binding; MAP kinase activity. NCBI's taxonomy places the organism in Eukaryota, Fungi, Chytridiomycota, Chytridiomycetes, Polychytriales. The transcript has 12 exons. The record is from RefSeq and is a predicted model, not a curated record. Gene Ontology annotation, biological process: protein phosphorylation; intracellular signal transduction. Bases 1 to 1221 code for a protein of 406 amino acids. Gene Ontology annotation, cellular component: cytoplasm; nucleus.
AUGCCGCCCGCGCAGCUGCCCAACAUUGUCGAUCAAAAAUACCGGUUCAUUCGGGAGCUGGGACAGGGCGCAUACGGCGUUGUCUGCGCCGCGCGGUGCAUGGAGACCGGCCAAGAUGUUGCAAUCAAGAAGGUCACCAAGGUCUUUGACAAGCCCAUCCUGGCCAAGCGCGCACUGCGAGAAAUCAAACUGCUCCGGCACUUUAAUGGACAUGAAAACAUUACCUCGAUUUUCGAUAUGGAGAUCAUCAACCCAAACGACUUUAACGAAGUGUAUCUGGUCCAGGAGCUGAUGGAGGCCGACCUUCAUCAGAUCGUCCGAUCGGAACAGCCGCUGACGGAUGCACACUUCCAGUACUUUGUCUACCAAAUCUGUCGAGGCCUCAAGUAUAUCCACUCGGCAGGCGUCCUCCAUCGCGAUCUGAAGCCAGGAAAUCUGCUCGUCAACGCAGACUGCGAGCUCAAAAUCUGCGAUUUUGGCUUGGCCCGUGGCCAUUCGGACGAGCCCGAGAACAACGUUGGCUUCAUGACUGAAUACGUCGCGACUCGCUGGUAUCGUGCUCCCGAAAUCAUGCUGUCCUUCAAGAGCUAUAGCAAAGCCAUCGACAUGUGGUCGGUGGGAUGCAUAUUUGCAGAGCUGUUGGGUGGGAAGCCGCUGUUCAAAGGACGCGAUUAUGUGGAUCAGCUCAACUUGAUUCUGAAUGUCCUGGGCACUCCAGAUGACUCGACUUUGAACAGGAUAGGAAGCGAACGGGCCCAGCUCUACAUCCGAAGCCUCCGCAAAACGCCAAAGGUGCCAUUCUCACACCUAUUCCCCAAGACCAAUCCCAUCGCCCUGGACCUCCUGGACAAGCUGCUGACGUUUGACCCAGCCAUCCGCAUGACCGUCGAGCAGGCGCUCGAGCAUCCGUACAUGGAGGCCUACCACGAUGUCGAGGACGAGCCCACACACCCGAUGCUCUUUGACUUUUCUUUCGAGGCUGUCGAGGGCAUUGAUGACAUGAAGAAGAUGAUCGUGGGCGAAAUCAUGGAGUUCAAGCUGCAAAAGAUGGCCCAGAUGAAGGCGCCACUACGGCGUCCCACCGAAAUUCUCUCCGGACCCUCGCGCGACACGAUCGGCAACAUUCCUCGUGAGGAGGAGAUGGCCGACGAUACCGGCGCGAUGGACAUUGACGACGAGCUGAGAAUGAGAGAAAACGAUUCGACCACGAUGAAAACGUAACGGGCGCCUGCAGUAACUUUCGCCGCCGGCCCGACCCACCACAGCGCAGAGCCGGCCAUCCUUGGCAGCAACAACUCGAGACUCUGUACUGACGACCACCGCUACCCUGCUGCCAAUUGUACCUUCCUCCCUGGUCUUCCUCGUCCUCCGGUCUUCCCACCCUACCCCACCCCUUCUCGACUUCAUUUCUUCUGUGAUUUUGCCGUUAUUACUUUUUUUGUGUGUCUUGCCCUGUCGGCUGUUGGUGCUGUCUGCUCAAGGUGGAUGUGGGGCAUGAUCACAAGUCCUGCCGCUGCUGCUCGUGAAUGUGCAGAUGGAACUGCGACCGAUCGUCAGUGCUUCGGGGCACCCGCAACAAUAGAGCCCAUGAUGUUCUGCUUUGA